AACUUCACCCCGGCCUUCGCAUCAACGCCUCGCGCAGAGAUGUCCGCCCAUACCUCUUCGGUCCGGCCGUUGGCGCAUCUGAAGCAUGCCUUGCGACAAUGUCGACUCGAAUGCGACCAGCGGCGACGCUACGCCGUGCCCGCGACAGACGCCCUCUACCCAUCCCUUCAAACCAAAUACCCAUUGCCGGCCGCAGGCUUCAGACCCUCCCAGGCAAUAAAACAGAACAGAUUCGAGCCCGGCCUCAAGAGAAUCCGCGUCUUCCAACCCCCGCGCUCCACCAUCAAACUCUGCCCCGAUCCAAUCCAAAAAGUCACCCAAGACCAACUCGCCGUCCUCGACCCCACCGGCGCCCGCACCCGCCUCUUCGCCGCCAGCAACCCCGACAACGUCAAACCCGGCGACGUCCUGCUCGUGCGGCUGAAGAACGGCGAGCCCUUCGCAGGCGCCUGUAUCAAUAUCCGACAACGCAAUUCCCCCAUCGACACCGCGGUUCUGCUGCGCAACCAGCUCACGCGAGUAGGCGUGGAGAUGUGGGUGAAGGUGUACAGUCCGAAUGUCGAGGGCAUUGAGAUUGUGCAGCGCAAGGAGCGGCGGGCGAGGCGCGCGAAGUUGUAUUAUAUGCGGAAGCCGAAGCACGAUAUGGGCAAUUUGGAUGGUGUGGUUAGGCAGUAUCUGCGGCAGAAGGUGGGGGGGCAGAUGUCGAGUAGGAGUACCAAGGGCAGGGAGGCGAAUGCACAGAAGAAGAAGAAGGAUAAGAAGAAGUCGGAUCAGCGGGGGAAGAAGUGAGGUGUAUACCAUUUCGUUUGAGAUACCAAUGGUCAGGACCACAUUGUCGAUUAAGGAGCGUAUUCGGUCAGAGAUUACUUAUGAGUACCUUGGAACAGGCAAAAGCCUUGUUCGUCAAACUCC
This is a messenger RNA of Neohortaea acidophila, 912 nucleotides long. RefSeq names its product translation protein SH3-like domain-containing protein. The transcript is spliced from 2 exons. Bases 40 to 789 code for a protein of 249 amino acids. Gene Ontology annotation, molecular function: structural constituent of ribosome. Lineage: Eukaryota; Fungi; Ascomycota; Dothideomycetes; Mycosphaerellales; Teratosphaeriaceae. The record is from RefSeq and is a predicted model, not a curated record. Gene Ontology annotation, cellular component: mitochondrial large ribosomal subunit; ribosome. Gene Ontology annotation, biological process: translation.